CAAAUGUGGUAGACAUCAUACUAUCAGCCAGCAGGGGUCUGUCGUUAUUGUAGAAACAGAUCAUUCCACGGUCUUGCUGUACAGUUGUCCUACUUCUGAUUUUUCUCCGACGGAGCUGAGCUGAGCUGUUCAAGUUUACUUUACGAAACUUUACGAAUAAAACUCAUCAACAGAAUAGUAAUGGCACAUUUUCAGUUUGAAACCUCCAUCAAUGAGCUAGUUCGACUGAAUGCACCGGUAGGUGGACCGAAACCAAGAUGGCAGAGAAAGCAAGAUGAGAGGACGGGCAGUGACGGGUGUGGAAACAGACUCGCACUUCCACUGUCUCCAUCCACGACCCAUCGAAGGCCGUCUGCUUCCAAGACUCCAAGCAAAUCGCCUCAUAACUCAAAAUCCCCUCUGAAUAGUACGACACCCAAAUGUAAAAGUCCGGUCGCAGAUAGAUUUAUACCAAAUCGUAACAAUAUGGAUAUCGAUAGAAGCCAUUUUUUACUGACACGUGCGCCUGGAGAAGAAAAUGAUGGCGCAUCUCAGAAGGUUCUGCAAAAUGCAUUGAACGAGGGGCAACCACCGGAUUCUAAAAUACUCUCGUUUAAAGAGAAGGCCCCACGGGCCGCUGAAGGUUACCACAAUAGUCUUCGUGUGUUGUAUAGUACCACUGCCACUACAAAUACCACCAAAGCUCAUUCUACUCGCCUUAUACCGACAGUUCCUGAUAGAAUACUCGAUGCUCCCGACCUCCGCAAUGACUUCUAUUUGAAGCUGAUAGAUUGGGGUUCCAAGAACGUUGUGGCCGCUGCUCUAGGGUGUUCAGUCUAUCUAUGGUCUGCGAAUAGUGGCACGAUCUCCCAUCUCUCAGAGGUAAACGAGCCGGACUACAUUUCUGGUGUGUGUUGGUUGCCAGGCUGGAAUGUCUUGGCUGUUGGUAUAUCGAAUGGAACGGUAGAAAUUUGGGAUGUCGAGCUUCAAAAAUGCAUGCGUCGUAUGUCUGGUCACGCGGGUAGAAUUUCGAGCUUGUCUUGGAAUUCAAAUAUACUAUCCAGACAUGAAAAUUUGUCAGAUCUCAAUACACCUCAAUUCAAAAAACAUUAUAACUCUACAUUGAAUUCAAAAAUAACAAUUAGUGAAAUAACAAUGGCAAUUAAAAAACUAAAAAAUAACAAAUCAACAGCUGAAGACGGAAUAGCGAAUGAAAUGCUUAAAUGGCCCUCUGCAAGUGGUAGUAUCCAUAAUCACGAUGUCAGAGUAGCAGAACAUCACGUGGGGUCAUGGGUCAACCACGAACAGGAAGUAUGUGGUCUUGCAUGGAGUCAAUCGGGAGAAUACCUUGCCAGUGGGGGUAACGACAAUAUAAUAAAUAUCUGGGACGCUUCUAAUAUGAGCGGUUCACCACUGUAUUCUUUCUCUCACCAUAUGGCUGCUGUCAAGGCGCUUUCAUGGUGUCCAUGGCAACAGAGCGUUCUUGCCAGUGGGGCUGGCAUUGCAGAUAGAACUAUCCGAUUCUGGAAUGUGAACACGGGGCUCUGCUUAAACACAAUUGACACUGGUUCGCAGGUAUCUGGCAUCUUGUGGUCGCAAGAAUACAAAGAACUUAUAUCUGGACAUGGUUACUCUGCCUAUCACUUGGCUAUAUGGAAAUAUCCAUCUAUGAAAAAAGUCGCUGAUCUCAAAGGUCAUGUGAGCCGAAUUCUGGCAAUGACUCAGUCACCUGACGAGGAGAACGUAAUGACAGCAGGGGCAGACGAAACUUUACAGAUAUGGAAUUGUUUUAAAGCUAAGCAAAAAUUAAACAAGUCCGCGAACGCAAAGACAGUUCCAGAGGCGAAGCUGUCCAUGCUGGCAAGAUCAAUCAGAUGAAACUCGGUGGCGUUUGGGUGAGGAUGUUGUCCUGGUGCCUACAUCCUCCCCAUAUCAAUACUUUUAAUAAUGGGUGUCGUUGAUCGAUGCCGCAUGUCACUAUUAGAUUGUGGAAAGUCGUUGUAAAUUCAAAACCGAUAAUCCAACCCUUGCAUUUAUAUAUUUUUUUCGUCACUGUAUACGUAAUUUUUAUUUUCUAUAUAUUUUAUUUUUAAUUUAUUGACAAUAAAAAUUUUAAGAUUUUA
This is a messenger RNA of Saccoglossus kowalevskii, 2102 nucleotides long. RefSeq names its product cell division cycle protein 20 homolog. Gene Ontology annotation, biological process: anaphase-promoting complex-dependent catabolic process; positive regulation of anaphase-promoting complex-dependent catabolic process; positive regulation of ubiquitin protein ligase activity. Lineage: Eukaryota; Metazoa; Hemichordata; Enteropneusta; Harrimaniidae. Gene Ontology annotation, cellular component: anaphase-promoting complex. Gene Ontology annotation, molecular function: anaphase-promoting complex binding; ubiquitin ligase activator activity; protein binding. The record is from RefSeq and is a predicted model, not a curated record.